Molecule: messenger RNA, 2447 nt
Organism: Leptonychotes weddellii (Weddell seal)
Lineage: Eukaryota; Metazoa; Chordata; Mammalia; Carnivora; Phocidae
Source: RefSeq, a predicted model, not a curated record
AUGGGCGCGCCGGCCGGGGACUGCGGCGGCCCGCGGGGCCCCGCUGCGUCUCUCUGUCGCCACGCCGCCCCGGCCGGCGUCGCUAUCGGCCAGGGAGGCGGCCGGGGCCGCGGCGGCCGGAGAUUAGAGCCGCGCGGCCGGGGUCGUCGGGAGCCGCGGGGUCCCGGGUUCUCGCCCCUCCCCACCUCCCCUCCCCCUCCUCCGGGCGGGUCUCUAGGGUUGGCCCAAGGACCCUGCCCCAGGGUCAUCAACGCGAAUAAUCAAAGACACCGGGACAGUCUCCGCCGCUCCAGUUGGCGGUCCUGGGGAAAAAGCAGGCCAGAUUUUCAGCCCGUUGAGCGCGGCGAUUGGCGCAUUCGGUGCAGCUGCAGCAGUAAGACCCCGCUUGUCCCUGGGAGCACCUCAAACAUUGAGUCGGUAGAAAGGAAGGAGAAAGAGCGCAUUCCCAAAAAGAUUAUUCUAAAUUCCAUGCACAAAUACCAGCCCAGAUUACACAUCGUGAAGGCGGAUGAAAAUAAUGGAUUUGGCUCAAAAAAUACUGCGUUCUGCACCCACGUCUUUCCUGAGACGGCGUUUAUCGCCGUGACUUCCUACCAGAACCACAAGAUCACCCAAUUAAAGAUUGAGAAUAAUCCCUUCGCCAAAGGAUUCCGGGGCAGUGAUGACAUGGAGCUACACAGAAUGUCAAGAAUGCAAAGUAAAGAAUAUCCUGUGGUUCCCAGGAGCACAGUAAGACAAAAAGUAGCCUCCAACCACAGUCCUUUCAGCAGUGAGCCUCGAGCUCUCUCUGCCUCAUCCAACUUGGGGUCCCAGUACCAGUGCGAGAAUGGUGUGUCCGGCCCCUCCCAGGACCUCCUGCCCCCGCCCAACCCAUACCCACUGCCCCAGGAGCACGGUCAGAUUUAUCAUUGCACCAAGAGGAAAGGUGAGUGUGAUGACCCUUUUCUGUUUUUCCUUCCUUACCUUGGGGAAAAAAAAAGUACACACAACUACAUUUAUUUAUUUAAAAAAUGUAAGCAAUAUAAAAAUACAUGGAAAUUGUAAGAAAUUCAAACCAUAUCAGUAAAAGGGAAGGAUCUCCUUUGAUACAUCUCCUCCAGUUCUGGCCCCUUGCUUGGGGAAAACUUAUUUGAACUGUCCGGUCCUAUUUAAUUCAUUUACACAUGUGCGUGCACACACACCGUGUGUGCAGAGACACAUAAAAAUAGUUUUCUUUUUACUUUUAACAGUUGAGAUUAUACUGUCUGUAUUUUGCAUUGCCUUUCUUAAGCUCGGGAAUACGUUGUAGAUGAUCUUUUCAUGAACCUAGAGCUGCCUUGCACUUUUUAAAAGCUGCUGAAGAGAAAAUAUGGCCUCAAAAGGAUGAAGCAGAAUUUAUUUUUCACUCCCACGAGUGGCCAAGGUGGCUGCUUCUAGCGUUUGUGGUUGUAUUGCAAGCCAGGCUGCAGAGAGCCUUCUUGUAGUUGGAUGUGCUUUGGUUCAUGUGCUAGGGUUUCUCUUGGGUGGGUGGAUUCUGAGCUCUUCUCUCAUUCCAGAUCAAAAUCAAAAAAAAGAAAGGAAAAGAAAAAAUCACAACUGAUCUUCUCUCCUUUGCAUUUUGUCUUUAAAUCUAGUUUAAAUUCUGUCUGAGACCCUUCAUUGUCUUCUUUCCCAAAUGAGAAAUGGGUGACUUUUCCUAAGUCAUCUGAGUUGAGGGCUGUAAUACAAAAGGAAAUUUCUGGUGGCACAUUUUUUGAGCCAGAGUCGAAGCAGAUGUGGUUGAGUUCAGCUUAAUAGAACGGUCGCUUGUGUGAAUGGCAGACCGGCAAGGUGGGGACAGCAUGGGCGACAGGGCCAGAUGACACAGGCUUGAGUCUCAACUCUACCACCAGCUUCUUGUGUGACCUCAGCAGGUGUCCUGGCCUCUCUAUGCCUCAGUUUCUCACCUUGUAAAUGGUGCUUGAGAUCCCCAGAGCAUCUGAUACUCAGUAAGCACCCAGCAGGUGUUAGGUCUGAUUGUGUGAGUGGCAGGUACGGCUCCAGGGAGAGCAUCCACAGAGGAAGGGAAGGCUGCUUAUCUGGGUGAAGUUUCGAGAAAGCAGAUAUGGGGGGGGCAGGGACCACGUACAGUUGGGAUGAAUCCCACCUUUGCCAUUUGCAGGUUUUUAUGAUUGGGGCAAGUUCCUUAACUGCUCUAAGGCUUAUUUUUUCUAAUCUGUAGAUUUGGUCUCAUGAUCAGACCUGUCCCAUAGGCGUGGUGUGAUGAUCUCAUGAAAGUGUGCUUGCCAUAUUUAGCACAAGGUUGACCCAAGAAGCAGUCACUGGUUUGCUCCAGCAGGCCCAGAUCUUAGUCUUUGAGAGGGGUCUCUCAUACCUCCCAGCCUCAGUGGCCAACUCGAUGCCUUUAGAAGUCCAGCGCCCAGUGUCUGGAACAACUACUUCUUCUUCUUCCUCCUCCUCUUCCUCCU